AAACGGAAGGAUGCAGAUUUUUCUGGUUACAAGAUCUCAGAAAACGCAGAUUUGAGAGAGGGCAGUUUUCUCUCUCUCUCUCUCUUUUUCGCGAUUUUUCAGAUCCAUUCAUAUAGCUUCCACAACCGAUCAAAACCACGAGUUCCGAGUAGUUAAGGUUUCGAAACAGGCGUUGUAGAAUUUGGAGGAACCACGGUAGGAAAUGGAGAAAUCUUCUACGUUGUUAAUUCACUUCGACCGAGCAACUCCUGCUCUCGCUAACGAGAUCAAGGAGGCUCUUGAAGGAAACGAUGUUGCUGCGAAGAUCGAAGCAAUGAAGAACGCCAUCAUGCUGUUGUUGAAUGGAGAAACCAUCCCUCAGCUUUUCAUCACGAUUAUUCGGUAUGUCUUGCCUACCGACGAUCACACGAUUCGGAAGCUUUUGCUUCUGUAUUUGGAGAUCAUCGAUAAAACGGAUUCCAAAGGGAAAGUUCUCCCGGAAAUGAUCCUGAUAUGCCAGAAACUCAGGGAUAAUCUCCAGCACCCGAACGAAUACAUUCGUGGUGUUACUCUGAGAUUCCUUUGUCGGAUGAACGAGACGGAGAUCAUUGAGCCAUUGAUUCCUUCGGUUUUGUCCAAUUUGGAACAUCGUCAUCAGUUUGUUAGGAGGAAUGCAAUCCUUGCGGUUAUGUCGAUCUACAAGCUUCCUCAGGGGGAGCAGCUUCUUGUCGAUGCACCGGAGAUGAUCGAGAAGGGGCUUUCGUCUGAGCAGGAUCCUUCGGCCAAGCGAAAUGCUUUCCUUAUGCUCUUCAAUUGCGCUCAGGAUCGUGCACUCAAUUACCUCCUCACCCACGUUGAUAGUAUCCCUGAAUGGGGGGAAGCUAUUCAGAUGGUUGUUCUGGAGUUGAUCCGAAAGGUUUGCAGAACGAAUCCGGGAGAGAAGGGGAAGUACAUUAAGAUCAUCAUUUCUCUACUGAACGCACCAUCCGAAGCCGUUAUUUAUGAAUGUGCUGGCGCGCUUGUUUCUCUCUCGUCCGCCCCCACGGCUAUCAGGGCUGCUGCCAGCACCUAUUGCCAGCUUCUUCUCUCUCAGAGUGACAACAAUGUUAAGCUUAUUGUGCUUGAUCGUCUGCAUGAGCUCAAGUCUUCUCACAGAGAUGUUAUGGUUGAUAUGAUCAUGGAUGUACUCAGGGCUCUUUCUAGCCCCAACCUUGACAUUCGCAGGAAAACAAUCGAUAUCGUUCUCGAACUGAUAACUCCUAGGAAUAUAGAUGAGGUUGUUCUCACUCUGAAGAAGGAAGUCAUGAAGACUCAGAGUACGGAGCUUGAGAAGAAUGGCGAGUACCGGCAAAUGCUUGUUCAGGCUAUACAUUCUUGUGCUAUCAAAUUCCCUGAGGUGGCCAGCACUGUGGUUCAUCUGUUGAUGGAUUUCUUAGGGGAUAAUAAUGUUUCUUCAGCUAUAGACGUGAUAAUUUUUGUGCGAGAAAUAAUUACAACUAACCCAAAACUAAGAAUUUCAAUAAUAACAAGACUCUUAGACACCUUCUAUCAGAUCCGUGCUACACGAGUUUGUGCUUGUGCUCUUUGGAUCAUUGGAGAAUAUUGUCUCUCUCUUUCAGAAGUUGAGAAUGGAAUUGCAACCAUUAAGCAGUGUCUUGGAGAACUUCCAUUCUACACUGCUGCAGAAGAAAAGAAUGCUGUAGAUGCUCCUAAAAAGUCUCAGCAAGUUAAUUCUAUAACUGUCUCCUCUAGAAGACCCGCGAUCCUUGCAGAUGGGACCUACGCAACCCAGAGUGCUGCCUCAGAAAUUGCUAUCUCUCCUCCUUCCAUUGUUUCAGGGUCCUUGGCAUCUCCUGGGAAUCUGCGAUCUCUCAUCCUUACUGGUGACUUCUUCCUUGGGGCUGUUGUUGCCUGUACACUGACAAAGCUUGUUUUGAGAUAUGAAGAGGUUCAGUCAUCAAAGAUUGAAGUUAGCAAAACAUCUAGUGAAAUCUUAUUAAUCAUGGUCUCUAUGUUGCAGUUGGGACAGUCUCCAGUUCUUCCACAUCCAAUUGACAGUGACUCUUAUGAUAGGGUUGUGCUUUGCAUUAGAUUGCUAUGCAAUACUGGCCAGCAGAUUAGGAAGAUAUGGUUGGAGUCAUGCCGUCAAAGUUUUGUUAAAAUGCUUGCAGAGAAACAGCUGAGGGAAACAGAGGAGAUAAAAGCAAAGGCUCAAAUUUCUCGUGCACAACCAGAUGACCUCAUCGACUUCUACCAUUUGAAGAACAGGAAGGGAAUGAGCCAGCUUGAGUUGGAAGAUCAGAUCCAUGAUGAUCUAAAACGUGCCACUGGAGACUUUUCCAAGGAUGGUGAUGAUGCAAAUAAGCUCAACCGCAUUCUUCAACUUACAGGAUUUAGUGAUCCUGUGUACGCUGAAGCAUAUGUGACAGUUCAUCAUUAUGACAUUGUCCUUGAUGUUACCAUAAUUAAUCGAACUAAGGAGACACUACAGAACUUGUGCUUGGAGUUAGCAACCAUGGGUGAUCUCAAGCUCGUGGAACGUCCACAAAACUAUACACUAGCUCCAGAAUCAAGUAAGCAGAUAAAGGCAAAUAUUAAGGUCUCAUCAACUGAAACAGGAGUCAUAUUUGGGAACAUUGUCUAUGAGACUUCGAAUGUGCUUGAACGAACAGUUAUUGUCCUCAAUGACAUCCACAUUGAUAUCAUGGACUACAUCUCUCCAGCAAACUGUGCUGACUGGGCAUUCAGAACUAUGUGGGCUGAGUUUGAAUGGGAAAACAAGGUGGCAGUGAAUACUGUAAUUCAAGAUGAGAAAGAAUUCCUGAAUCACAUCAUCAACUCUACAAAUAUGAAGUGUCUUACUCCACCAUCAGUGUUAGAUGGAGAAUGUGGAUUCCUUUCUGCUAACCUGUAUGCUAAGAGUGUAUUUGGGGAAGAUGCUUUGGUAAACCUGAGCAUUGAGAAACAAGCAGACGGGAAGCUCAGUGGGUACAUAAGGAUAAGGAGCAAGACCCAGGGGAUUGCCCUAAGUCUGGGAGACAAAAUCACUCUAAAACAGAAAGGAGGAAGUUGAUGGAUAAGUAUCAUCAUCCAUUUUUCCAAUCUGUGAUUCUUUCUUCCAAAAUUCAAUAUUUGUUCAUUCAUGACCUUUGCUAUUCAUAUUAUUUUGAUUGUGGUUUUUUCUGGGUAUUUAUAAGUUAUAACACAAGUUUAUGGUUUACAUCUCUGGGGCAUGAUGUACUCCUUACAUGCUUAAGGAUCAGCCUUAGCACAGCCCUAAGAAUUGAGCAGUCAAAACACAACCAAAAUGUACUGGUCAAAGUUCCUUUUGUCCAAGUCUAGGCUUGUGUUACGGUAUUGUUUAAAGCUAAAUUGAGCUAUAGAACUUAAAAACUUUUUUUGAGCUAUA
This is a messenger RNA of Nelumbo nucifera (sacred lotus), 3388 nucleotides long. RefSeq names its product coatomer subunit beta-1-like. Gene Ontology annotation, molecular function: structural molecule activity. NCBI's taxonomy places the organism in Eukaryota, Viridiplantae, Streptophyta, Magnoliopsida, Proteales, Nelumbonaceae. Gene Ontology annotation, biological process: intracellular protein transport; endoplasmic reticulum to Golgi vesicle-mediated transport; intra-Golgi vesicle-mediated transport. The record is from RefSeq and is a predicted model, not a curated record. Gene Ontology annotation, cellular component: COPI vesicle coat; cytoplasm.